AUGGCCAUCUUGGCCAGGUCCAGGAGCAAACCGUCAGGAGACAAGAUCAUCAGGAGUCAUUGCGUCCCCGCUUUUCCAAGGCCUUCAGAAGUCUUCAGGAUGUGCAUGGACAAGUCAACCUUCACACUGUUCUACGUCCUGCCGUUGGUGGUGAUCACCGUAGCCUCCUCCGCGGUGAGCAAGAAGCUAUUGGUGAGGGAAACCAUUGGUGCCGUCACAGAAGCCGAGGCCGCCGCUCAACGCUGCAGGAAGAAGAGGACCAUCAAGAUGAUCUUCAUCAUCAUGGCCUUUACCCUCUGUUGGUUCCCCCUCAACGUCUACACCGUCCUGCUCAUCGGCCAACGUGUCCAAUUCAACAACACCCUCUACUUUACCUUCCACUGGGUGGCCGUGAGCAGCACCUGUUGGAACCCCUUCAUCUACUGUUGGAUGGACAACAGGUUCCGCUCCAACCUCAUGACCCCCCUGGCCAAGUGUGGGGGGAGAAGGAGGAGAGGAGGCAAGAUCCUGGCACUAAACGCGGCCAGCGGAGAUGAGAGGCGAUCGGGGUGA
This is a messenger RNA of Amblyraja radiata (thorny skate), 552 nucleotides long. RefSeq names its product probable G-protein coupled receptor 83. The transcript is spliced from 2 exons. Gene Ontology annotation, biological process: neuropeptide signaling pathway. Gene Ontology annotation, molecular function: neuropeptide receptor activity. Gene Ontology annotation, cellular component: plasma membrane. The record is from RefSeq and is a predicted model, not a curated record. Bases 1 to 552 code for a protein of 183 amino acids. Lineage: Eukaryota; Metazoa; Chordata; Chondrichthyes; Rajiformes; Rajidae.